CGUUUCAUAACGACGGACUUCCAUUCCCACAAUUCCUCGCACCCGCGCGGAGAAUUGUGGGUUGCCUGAAGAGACGUUCCUGUAUCGUGGUGCCGUUUGAAGAGCCACGAGAAAAAAACCUUUCAGUGUGUUGUAUUUAUCUACAUUAAUAUAUUACAGGUGCUUCCAGAUACGUUUUAGGAUUUUUGUAUGUUUCUUCGCUGUAACAGUUCUAGGAAACCAUGGUCGCCCAAAAUCUCUCCAGUAAGACGCAGAAAUUUUUAACGAAUGCCUCGAUGCUGUACAGAGAUAUAUGUCCAGAGCAAGCGCGUUUUCUCAUGAAGCGACAUCAAUUGGAUGGCCCCCCCCUGCCGGACUCUGUGCUCUGCCCCUUCUGUUUCCAGUGGCGUAGGCCAGGCGAGUACCACGUGCGCGUGCGUCCCAAACGCAUGCCCUCGCCACAGGUCAAGAAGCUGCUCAGGUGGGAGGCAGCCAACAGGAGACUCAGCGCCCAGCAAACCAAGGUCCUGAGCAGGUUCAGAAGGUCCUCCAGUGUUGUGAUGGCCACGUGUCACACUUGUAAUCAGAUAUCCAAACAAACUGGAGUGAACAGAGAGUUUUUGGCUGCUUUUCCCAAGCCCACCAGCACCCCAUUGAGCACAAGUAAAUGCAAGACCCCCAAGUCAGCUAAGAGACCUGCUUCAAAGUCUGGAUCCAAUCAGAAAACACCAAACAGCACACCAGUGUCAAGGUCAUCUGAAGCUCCCAGCUCAUCAAGGUCAGCCAAAGAGAAGUCGUCUGCCUUCUCUCGUCUAAAGAAACUCUUAAUGCUUGAGGACAGCCAGAAGAGUAAGAAAGGAAGUCUGAAAGAUUUCUUGUCCUCCCUGUGAGGGCUUUGCAUGGCAACAGGAACCCCAUAAUGACAGGCUCUGGCCCACUUUAGGUAGUGCUCCUGGAAUUCAGAGCAACUUGCUUAAGGGGGAAUGGGGGAGGUGGCUGGCUGAACUACAGUGCCACCUGGUGGACAAGCCAGCACAGACUUGAGCACAAAUGCCAAUCCUCCUUCCCUUCUACUGAAGUGGCCCAUAGCAUUAUGGGGUGCUUCAGUAUCCUUGUCCUGCUUUUAUGCUGAGGACUUGGAGAGAACCACACAGUUAAUUUUUCUGCCUCCAUGAGUGAUUUUUGUGGUUUAAGUCAGCUAAAUUCAGAGAGUACUUUGAAGUUUACACAUUUGUAUGUAUGAUCCGUUUUUCUUGAGCACCCACUAUUUUAUACCCACAUCUUUGUCACAGAAAUACUGUUUUGAGUGCUUGAGGUAUACAAUUAUCAGAAUGAUAAUUACUAUUAAAAGCUGCUAGUGUUUACAUUUAAUUAGCCAUUUUGCCCUUAAACUAUAAUGGUAAGACCAAUGAUAUGUUGCUUUAUAAAAGUCUCACUCAGAUGCUAUUUCUUAUGAAAAUAAGAUUUCUUAUGUGUUCAAAUUGUGCAUUUUUAUAUGCAUCACCUUUUUUCAGUAAAUCAAAUACUAAACAAUUGAA
Molecule: messenger RNA, 1517 nt
Organism: Electrophorus electricus (electric eel)
Lineage: Eukaryota; Metazoa; Chordata; Actinopteri; Gymnotiformes; Gymnotidae
Gene: rmp24
Product: ribonuclease MRP subunit p24
Source: RefSeq, a predicted model, not a curated record